Messenger RNA from Cottoperca gobio, 2624 nucleotides. RefSeq names its product high-affinity choline transporter 1-like. Gene Ontology annotation, molecular function: choline:sodium symporter activity. The transcript has 8 exons. The record is from RefSeq and is a predicted model, not a curated record. Gene Ontology annotation, biological process: choline transport; transmembrane transport; acetylcholine biosynthetic process. The coding region runs from base 899 to 2356 and encodes 485 amino acids. Gene Ontology annotation, cellular component: plasma membrane. Lineage: Eukaryota; Metazoa; Chordata; Actinopteri; Perciformes; Bovichtidae.
ACCAAAUCAAUUAUUUAAAUGACUCUUAAAACACUUUUCUAUCAAGUGUCUCCUAAUUUAAAUCUUGUUAUCUUGUGUUUUUGUUUCACUGCUGCACAAUCAGUUGUCCUUCGAGCACAACACAAGUGAAUUAUUUGACAAUGUAUUGGUUGUUUUACAUAUUUUUUUGUUUAUACUUGAUUCAUAAUUUCUUGUUUGACUGAAUGUUGGCACUCUUGGAGUUCUGUACUGAAGAGUUGGGAACUGUCAGAGAAGUGUCCGCUGUUAGUCAUUAGAGCUGGGAACUCCACAAUAUUUAUGCUUUUACUUACACAAUAUUAGAACACUUUUCUCAUCCAAGAAGCUUCUCCAGUUCUCCUGAAAGGUGGAUUCAUUUUGAGUUGAAGUGAGACGAUAAGUGAUGUCAGAGAAUCCCCAUGCUCUCCGACAUGUGGUAGGAACAACUCUGUCCUGAGGCUCCAGAGCCCAAUGCAGAUAAAAAAAAAUGCAGCCAACAAAACCUCGUCCUACACGGUGGCGGACACACUGUGCAUUACACUUGGAAGGAUUCAGCUUGCGUUGAAGAUUAUUUCCACCUACAUUAACAUCUGCAAUGGAAAACAAAAUAGUGGAAAAGACCUGGAACCAAAAGUAAGAAGAGUCGAGCUGAGCAGAGCUGCAACAUGCAGUGGAGACGCAGCAUCACGGGACCUUAGGCUGAACGGAGAGAGUGGAGGGAACGAAACAAUCAGACUUAACUGAUAUAAUUGAGUUGGACAAAAUAUUAGAAACACUUCUCAGUCUGUAUUUUUGACCUCUGUUCAAAAAGCAGUUGUUUGUGCACUAACUUCCUUGCUGUGUGUUGAUCCAUCCUGUAGCUACGUGGGUCGGAGGAGGCUUAAUUGUUGGCACAGCUGAGAUGGUGUACACGCCCUCAAUGGGACUAACCUGGACACUCUUGUUAUUCUCGGCAUACAGCUCAUCUUUUAUAAUUGCUGGCACGGUGUUUGCAAAGCCAAUGAGAGACAGAAAGUGUAUGACGAUGCUGGACCCUUUCCAUGCCAAGUAUGGAAAAGUGUUAACAGCUGGACUGUCCCUGGCUUCACUUUGUGUUGACGUGGUGACUGUGCCCUCAACACUAAUUGGUUUAGGAGGGGUUAUGAGCGUGGUCCUGAAUGUGUCCUUCAGUGUGUGCAUCUGGAUCUCUGCUGCCGUCGCCAUCACCUACACACUGCUGGGAGGUCUGUACUCUGUGGCCUACACAGAUGUUAUACAGCUUGUGCUCAUAUUCUUCAGCUUGUGGCUCUGUGUUCCCUUUGCUUUGAUGAACCCUUACUCCUUGGACAUCAGCCAGACACUGAUGAACAACACCUUACACGCUCCCUGGAUUGGUACACCGGGAGUAAAAAAGACCUGGAUAAUGAUUGAUGAUUUUUUAUUCUUUGCCCUGGGAAGUAUGGGAUAUCAGUGCAUCCAUCAGAGGACUUUGUCGGCAUCUUCUACAUCUACAGCCAAGAGAACUUGUUUUGUUUCUGCAAUGAUCUUACCUGUAUUUGGAAUACCGUCUAUGCUGCUUGGGGCAGUUGCUGCCUCCACAGACUGGAACAUGACUUCCUAUGGCUCUCCAUCUCCAUAUGAACGUGGGGAAUCAGUUCUAGUUCUGCCCAUCACCCUGCAGCACCUCACUCCGCCAUUCAUCUCCAUCAUCGGUACUGCAUGUGUGGCCGCUGCCGUCAUGUCGUCAGCUGACUCUGCUUUGCUUUCUGCAGCUUCUGUCUUCACCUCCAACAUAUACAAGAAUAUCCUGAGGCCUCAGUCAUCAGACAGAGAGAUCCAGUGGGUGAUCCGUGCUUCUGUGUUGGUAGUGGGCUUGGUUGGUACAUCGCUGACCAACCUGAAAACCAGCAUCUUAAUGUUUUGGUUCAUUGGUUCUGAAGUGACCUACAUCAUUAUCUUCCCUCAACUCGUCUGCGUCCUCUUCUUCGACAUCUCCAACGGUUACGGGGCUGUUAUGGGCUUUCUGGUUGGAUUAGUGUUAAGACUGCUCAGUGGAGACCCAUCACUUGGGUUAGCACCGGUCAUACACUUCCCAGGAUGCACUCUUGAGGACGGUGUUGAUGUCCAGUACUCUCCGGUUAAGACCAUCUCCAUGUUGUCUGCCAUUGCUGCCAUCUUGUUGUUCUCCUACCUGGCUUCUGUGCUCUUCAACAAAGGCCUGCUUCCUGAGAGGUGGGAUGUGUUCAAAGUGAAACAGCAGCUCUCACCAGAACCACUGACAGCAACAUGUGGCACCGCAGAACACAAUGAGAAGGAGAAGUUGAAUAGAAACAACUCUCAGACCGAAGCAUCAGAGCCAAUGUUUAGCACAGACUGUUAAUGUUCCUGUGUGUACAGUACAAUGUGUUUCCUUAUAGUAAUAUAGUUACUAUGCUGAGGUUUUCUGUUGCAGUACCACAGGUGUCCACUGGGACACAUAGGCAGCAUGGCGUAGGCCUACAUGAGUGGUUGGUAUAGAUAUGAUGUUGUUAUAGUGUUAUGAUAUUAUAAAAAGUACUUCAGUAAUAUAAUAAUACAUUAUAACUGUGUUGUAGACGUAAACACGACAGACAUGUGAAAUAUUUCAGUUAUUAAACUGAACAUCUUCA